Molecule: messenger RNA, 2723 nt
Organism: Sclerotinia trifoliorum
Lineage: Eukaryota; Fungi; Ascomycota; Leotiomycetes; Helotiales; Sclerotiniaceae
Source: the annotation of a GenBank genome assembly
CAAUUAUUCUAUUGUUAUUUGUUCAAUUCAUCCCAAGUGAGAGGGCUCAGCUCAAUAGUAGGAUGGUAGAAGAGUAGAAUUCUAUCUAUCAAACUCCUACACGGCUCAAAUCAUUUCACUCCUUACCCACAUCUACAUUUAUUUACUUGACCAUCAAAUUAUCAUACCCGUGAGAAAAGGAAGCAAAAAAAGCUCGAUCCUCUUCUGUGCACAAAUCUUCAGCAGAAUUAUUUCUUCUCCAUUCAUUAAGAGAGUCAGAAGAAAGGAUCAAGAUUUCUGUGUCCGAGCGAUCAUCUCACCUCAUCUAAACCUUCACAUCUACUCUAAUAUACAUCUAACAUACAACAACAUUCUUUUUCGUAUACCAUAAUAUCCGUGUCUUAUCGAAAAGACACUAUCAUUUCACUCAUCAGCUCUGUAACUCACUGAAAUUCAGACGGGUCUGAUCUGAAGAAGUGGAAAGGAGUUAACAUUGAAUUGAAUUGAAUUGAAUUGAGUGAAGAGAAGAGAAGAGAGAGAGAGAGAGAGGGAAAGUUAGAGAUAAGGGAAAAAAGAGGAUAAAGAGAGAAACGAAAUUUGACAAUUAAGGAGAAGAAAGGAAGAGAAAUUAUUUCCAAUUUAUUCACUCCCACUCCCACUUCCCCGAAUUCGCCUGUACUUCUUUUCACCUGUUACCAAAUUCCAAUAACGGGCUUGUACAAUUUCUUCGUUCCAUUAUCUUCCGUUCCGUCGUCGGUUUAAUUAUCUUUUUUUAUCAAUUUCUCCAAAUUCAGCAAAACAUCAAUUGUUGUUUCAUCGUUUCAUCUUUCAACCUUUAACCUUUUCCACCUUUCCACCUUGCGAUCUUUUCAACCUUUCAACCUUUCAACCUUUCAACCUUUAACCUUCCAACCUUUUCAUCUACGAUAUCAAUUCCGCAAUAAAAAAAGGAUACAGUUAUUAAUAAAAAUAACCUCUGAUAAUCGAUAAUCGAUAAUCGAUACCUUUACAAACCAAACAACGAACAACGAUUAAUUCUUGGGUUACGUUUCUUACCUAAGAUUCACCAUCCUCCUUUUUACAAACGAAACCCAUUUCAUUAUCGAACCAUCAACUUCUCGAUUUCUUUCGAAACUCUUAUCAACCUUCCCUUACCUCCAAAACACUCAACCAUCUUCUUACAGGGACGUCACCUUGUCGCGCAAUCUAUAUUUCCAUACCUAACCUUUUACUUUCCCUUUCGACUUCGAUAAGCAUUCGAAGCUUUUCUUUUAAGGGGGCUUAACUUGAGGGUUAACGACAUAAAUUCCAUAUUAAUCAUUAAAGAUGGCUUCAAAGGUAAGCAUCCAUCAUCUCUCUCUCAUUGCCUAUCAUCUACAACAACAGCUUCAUGAUUCUAGAAUCAAUUGACUAACUUGCGCUUCUUUGUAUAGUUUUUGAGAGAAUAUAAGCUGGUGGUAGUAGGUGGCGGAGGCGUUGGAAAAUCUUGUUUGACGAUUCAAUUGAUUCAAAGUCACUUCGUUGAUGAAUAUGAUCCUACCAUUGAAGGUAAGCUUUCCAUUUCUUCAUCAGUCAUCUCUGAUCUUAUCGUCGCGUGGCUUGACUAACAUGUUCUUCUUUCCCCCAAUUCAGAUUCCUAUCGUAAGCAAUGUGUUAUCGAUGAAGAAGUCGCUUUACUGGAUGUACUCGAUACUGCUGGACAAGAAGAAUACUCUGCCAUGAGAGAACAAUAUAUGCGCACGGGAGAAGGUUUCUUAUUGGUUUACAGUAUUACCAGCAGACAAAGUUUCGAGGAAAUCAUGACGUUUCAACAACAAAUUUUGAGGGUUAAGGAUAAGGAUUAUUUCCCCAUUAUCGUUGUCGGUAACAAAUGUGAUUUGGAAGGCGAAAGACAAGUUUCAAAACAAGGUAUGUUCAUUUCAUUCAUCAAACGGAGAAAGAUAUUUUGGGAUCCGAUGUCGCUCGUCACAGCAUGAAGAAUAAAGAACUCAAACUAAUCAAUUCAUGGAACAGAGGGUCAACAAUUAGCAGAUGAUUUCGGAUGCAAAUUCAUCGAGACAUCGGCGAAAUCAAGAAUCAAUGUCGAUAAUGCUUUCUAUGAUAUCGUCCGCGAAAUCAGACGUUACAAUAAGGAAAUGGCCGGUUACACAGCCGGUGGUGCUAGCGGUGCGAAUAGCGGUGGUCCACAAGGAAAGAUGGAAGUAAGUGAGGGUGAGAAGGAGAGUGGAUGUUGUUGUAUUCUCAUGUAAGGGAUCACUUGCGAUGGUCAGGCUGGAAGAGGCUUUAUAGAUACAGGUUGGGUGGAAGUUGGGCGUAUAUUAUGGUAUUUGGGGACGAGAUAUUUUCAUAUUUGCGAAGGGAAGAUACCAAAGAAAUUUCUAAAAGGGGAUGGAUGGCUGGAUGGACGGACCGACGUACGUUCUAGUGGAUCUUUGAGGAUACAAUGGAUAUUGAUGGGAUGGCAUGGAUGGGUUUUCACAAAUAAGAUGAUAGUAAUUUUGGGGCGUAUCUGCUGCUGCUAAACAUAUCGGCUGAGCGCUGGGGUGGCUCUUCGUUUGUAUACGAAGGUUGAGGAAGGGUGGAUAGAUUGAUGACGAUUGUGGAGGUAUGCGUGGGUGGAGAAUUUUGUGCUUGAAGUUUGAAUGGCAUGAGAAAAUGGUGAAAGAUGCGAGGUGAAAGGGAAGGAGUGAGGAGUGGUGAAGAAGAGAGAUAUUCUAAGUUCGGCCUUUUUUUUUUUUCAUAAU